Messenger RNA from Salvelinus sp. IW2-2015, 1222 nucleotides. It is a transcript of the gene macrod1, whose product is annotated as mono-ADP ribosylhydrolase 1. Lineage: Eukaryota; Metazoa; Chordata; Actinopteri; Salmoniformes; Salmonidae. The record is from RefSeq and is a predicted model, not a curated record.
ACUGGCUUCCGGGUUAAGCGAGCGGUGUGUAAAAGCAGCGCGUCUUAGCGGAUCGUGUUUCGGAGGACCUUCACCUCUCCCGAGCCCGUUGGGGAGUUGCAGCGAUGAAACAAGAUCGUAAUUACCAAUUAGAUAUCACGAAAAUUGGGAGAAAAAUUCACAAAAUAAAUAAAACACUACACUGAACUCCUACCAUACUGUAUAUCCACAUACAGCGUUGAUAAUUCGAGUGAACGGUGAUGGUUAAUUUGUUGAAUAAUUAAUUUGUUUAUACUCAACUUGCAAGGUGUUUUAUAGCAAUACAACAAUACAUACUUUCCUUAUGGUCAUACUCUAUAUAGGUCAUAUAACUCCCCUCCCAUUUGGUACAAUCCAUGCGUCAUUGUUUACAACAAAAUGGCCAAGUAUUUCUUCCCCUAUAUUCAAACUGGAUAAAGGCGCUUUAAAUAACGAAAACGAAACUAACUACCGAACUGAAAAACACACCGGAGUUCUGUGUCGGAUUGACUUCAGGAUCACACUCACAUCAUGGCAUUUCAAAUGUCAACUGUCUCUUCGCGUAUCAGAGCCAUAUGUCCAUUUUCCCGCUGUCGUAGUGGUGACUUUCAUACUAGUGAUAUCGGUGUGUGCUCCAAAUUUAGAAACAUUUUCGGUGUUGCAAAUCGUCAGGUGUAUUCGCUGGUGCGAAGUGGGCAGAGUUCGGCGAACUCCAGCCCUGCAAAGUGCAAGGCCAUUCUGAACCAAGGGGGUAUUCAUUUUGCAAACCGUGUGGAGAAGUUUUCAACAACUACAGCUGCCGCGAAGUCGUUUGAGUCGUUUCAGGGGCAAAACAAGGCCUCGACCUCCGGGGGAAAGUACGGUUCGUUGUACCGGAUCGCCCUCGCCGCGCUUGGGGUGACCACCGCGGUCGUGUCCCUGCACGCAAGUGCCCAUCUCGCCAUGGCGACGGGAUUGGAGCGGCUAGACCUUGACUCAGCCAAAGGCGACUGGAACGAGGUGAAGGCUGCCUUGCUCCAUAUGAGUCAGGGGGAGAGAAGGAAGCACUACAGGACUACCUACCUGUCCCUGGAGGAGGUGCCUGUGUGGACCGCCAAGUCACUAGUGGACAGAGGUGAUUCAGUCAAGGCGACCAAAUUCAAGAGGAACGAAGCUCUGGACAAGAAGAUCUCCCUGUUCAGCGGUGACAUCACCAAACUGGAGAUUGAUGGGAUCGUCAAUGCAG